AUGGAGCACUAUAUCAAAGCUAGCGAAAUAAACGUGCCCUGUUUGCCUCCGUUUCCGGCUGAAUUAACGACUGGUACGAAGGAGAUGAUAGUGAAGGAAAAUACUAAAUUCAAAAAUAUUCUCACCUUUGUGGACAAACUUUUUGAGGAUACAAAUUGUCGGUUGGUAAUUUUUAAAGGAGUUGGCGAAGCUACGGCAAAAUGUAUUUCAUGUGUGGAAGUAUUCAAAAGAAAUUACAAGGGUGGGGUGCUGUAUCAAUGGAACAAAAUAGUGUUCACUCGACGAACUGAUUCCUGGUUACCGAUGGUUGAAAGUUUAAGCAAAAUACUCGUUCAUGUAGAUGUUCCAACAGUUUAUAUUUUGAUUUCCAAAGAUCCUUUUCCGGAUGACUGCAUCAAUGAAAGCUCUCAGGACUCAUCUUCUGAAGCAAGAUUUACAUUCGAUAAUGAGGCGAUGUCAAACGGGUUAGGAUCACCUCAAGAAAAACCAAAGCUUCUUCGGACAUUAGGGGUGAACAAAUGGAAUAGACCACUGAAAAAAAACUGUAGGAUACAAAAACAGCAGUUGCUGUCGAAAGAUAAAUCAUGA
Molecule: messenger RNA, 588 nt
Organism: Cercopithifilaria johnstoni
Lineage: Eukaryota; Metazoa; Nematoda; Chromadorea; Rhabditida; Onchocercidae
Source: the annotation of a GenBank genome assembly